This is a messenger RNA of Verticillium alfalfae VaMs.102, 1689 nucleotides long. RefSeq names its product septation protein imp2. The coding region runs from base 1 to 1689 and encodes 562 amino acids. Gene Ontology annotation, biological process: cytoskeleton organization. The transcript is spliced from 6 exons. Gene Ontology annotation, cellular component: plasma membrane; cytoplasmic side of plasma membrane; cytoplasm. Gene Ontology annotation, molecular function: phospholipid binding. Lineage: Eukaryota; Fungi; Ascomycota; Sordariomycetes; Glomerellales; Plectosphaerellaceae. The record is from RefSeq and is a predicted model, not a curated record.
AUGGGUAGCCUUAGAACGUCACUCGACACUUUGCGAGGGGAGGUCGAGGCCAUGGCCAAACAGCACCAGAAUAAUGCUGCGCAGAUGAAGAGUGAACUGGAAGAACCGCUUGGUGCCUUUGCUGGGGGGAUGAAGGAGAGGAGGAAGAUCGUGCAGAACGGUAUCGAAAAGCUACUGAAGACGAAGAUUCAGCAGACGCAGCACGUAAACAAGACACGAGAUCGUUACGAACAGGAAUGCCUGAAGAUCAAAGGUUACCUCGCUCAGGGACAUAUGGUCAUGGGCCAGGAGGAGCGUCCACCCUCGGAGCGCAGUUCUCAUCCAGCUUCAGUUCGGCCCUCCAGCCGAGACUCGCAUAGCGAGUAUAGCUACCCUACAUCGCUAUCAAGCCAAGAACCCCCCAGUGGUAAAGCAUCCCCAACCAAACAAGAACAAGUACCACUAGAGGCGGCAACAGAGCGUCGAGUCUUCAAGAAGAGAAGUGGCUUUUUCCAGAACCACAGCCCAUUCCGCCGCAAAAGCACCAAAGAAGCAGCCCAGUCGUCUUCCGGCAGAAAUACUUGGCAUUCUGCAUCUCACGGCGGUCAAUCCAGUCCCAAUCGACGUCCACAAAUCUACUCGAAGGAGACAUCUACGCUGCUCUCAGAUCGUGCAACAAACAGUCCUGAGCCCAUAGAUGCGAAUGCCAGCUUGCCACUAAACGUAGGCCAGAACGUGUUCUCCGUCACAACCCCAGAUAUGGAAAAGAGAAUGGCAAACAAACCGAAGGCCACUCCCGAAGAAAUUGAUCCGAUUGCGUUGGCACUUGCUGAGUUAAAAGGCGUCGGCGCAGACAAGCAAGCAACCGUCAGGGUGUCUGCCGACCGCUAUCACGGCAUCGCUACGCCUGCCCCCGCCCCCAGCUCGCAGCAGUCCUUUGCCAGAUCGGUCCCACCGCUGGCUAGUAACAGCGCUGCAACCGCUGGCCUGAGGGGCACACCCCCACCCUCAUAUGACCAACAAGUACAAAGACUGGGUGUUCCUCCUGCUGCUGUCACUGCCAGGGCUAUGAAGGAAACAUCCCAGAAGUUCACUGAACAAGCACGCUCGGUGUUCGGCUCAGAUAGUCGACCGGGCUCCAGCGGGUUUGCAGGCAAUUCGACAGCACGCACUACAACCAGGGGGCGCGAGGUGCCCAGAGCUAUGUCUCCAGCACCGCCUCGAAGUGUAUCUCCAAGACCCGAUAUGUCCAGCAGUGCCUCAGGAUCAAGACUACUACCGACAAGGCUCUCCAAACGAUGUGGCAAGAUCAGCGUUCCCCGGCACCGUUUCUGCGAGUAUACAAGGUCCAACAGCGGUCCGGCGCAGGUGACAUGUCCGUCAAUGGCGUCUGCUUCGGAGAUGAGAACCAUGAAUCACAUCGAGGUCGGAAAUGAAGCCGGCCGGGGACAAGCUCCAGCAAUCGUGCUAUGGGGCUUUACGAUGGAGGAGGACCCGCGCAAAGCGGUUCGCGUCAGCGAAGUAAGAGUGUUGCUGAUCCUUCGCGACAGUACACUCGAGAUGGCCGUGCCAUUCUUCACUUCGCGAGGGCAAUGCACCAAGAUGAUGGUUGGUGGGAAGCAGAAGUACAUGGCGGUAAUGGACGUGUUGGCCUUGUACCUAGCAACUACCUCCAAGCCUGCUGAAAGAUUACAGAUGGCAGGUAACUGA